CUGGACCAGACGGCUCUCAAAGUCCCUGGGAGAAGAUGCUGCUGCUGCUGCUGCUGCCUUGGCUAUUGCUGGCAGGACCCUGGCUGGCCUCCUCUUCUCCUUCUUCUUCUUCUUCCCCGGGGGAUCCACCACUUGCCUCCUGCUCACCCGAGGGCUGCUUUGCUGUCUAUGGCCAGCGCCGGACUUUCUUGGAGGCUUGGAGGAGCUGCCGGGAACUGGGGGGCAACCUGGCCACCCUCAAGAGGGCCCAGGAGGCUGCCCAGGUGAGCCAGUUGCUCCGCAGCCACGCCGAGGACGGGGAUCCCCAGCAGCACCAGCAGCCUCCCCGGCGGCUCUUCUGGAUCGGGCUCCAGCGGCAGCCGAGACAGUGUCACCCCCAGAAGCCCCUCCGAGGCUUCACUUGGACCACCGGUGAGCAGGACACGGUGUACACCAACUGGGCCCGGCCCAUCGAAAGUGGUGCUGGGAACAGCGGCCCCAGCUGCGCCGCCCCGCGUUGCGUGGUCUUGGAUGACCAGGACUUCCAGUGGCUAGAAGGUUCUUGCACGGUGCCGGUUGACGGCUUCGUGUGCCGCUUUGCUUUCCAAGGGAUGUGCCCUGGCCUUGACAGGGUGGGCAAGGAGGUUGCCAUUACCUACAGCACCCCUUUUGGCCCGGCCGGUCCCCAUUUGCGCUACCUGCCCUUUGGCACCGUUGCCACCGUUCGCUGCGGCCCAGACCUGGCAUCCCCCGUAGUCUCAGUGCUUUGCUUCCAGCAAGAAGAUAACACAGUAGGUUGGUCGAAGACAGAGCCAAUAUGUCCAGACGAGGUGUACCCAUCCAGCGGCUGUGAGGGUGACAAUGGAGGGUGCCAACAACUUUGCCUGGAUGAAGGCAGCGCGGGGUACUCCUGUGAGUGCCACACUGGCUACUACCUCCUCCCCGACGGUCACUCCUGUGCUACCCAUGACGCCUGCAAAGGUAAUCCUUGCCCCUUCGGUUGCUUGGCCCUGCCGGAGGGUGGCUACCAGUGCCAGUGUCCAGCAGGCUAUGAACUAGGCCCAGACGGGCACCAAUGUGAGGAUGUAGAUGAGUGCGCCGAAGAGGCACCUUGUGAACACCAGUGUGAGAAUACCGAGGGCUCUUUCCUCUGCCGAUGCCACCUGGGAUUCAGCCCCGCUGAAGAGGAUCCAGGGCAAUGUGUCGACACUGACGAGUGCCAGUUCCCCGGUGUGUGCCAACAGAUGUGUGUCAACUAUGUGGGUGGCUUUGAAUGCUAUUGCACUGAGGGUUACGAGUUGGAUGCUGACGGCAUUAGUUGUGUCCUGGUGGCCCAAUUGCCACCCUCGGCCACUGCCCAGAGCCACCCUGGCGGUGGCGGUGGUUACUUCCAGCCCUUUGGUGUUGGCCAUGGAUGGGAGCCAGAGGUGGAUGACCGCCACUACCUGGAUGACCGCUUGCCUGCCUCAGACCCCUUCUCGGCUUUUCAAGACAUUUGGGUGCCAUCUCCUGACUUGCCAUCCAUCCCAGAUUCCCGGGUUGUUCCCCGCAUGGUGCCAGACACAGAAACUCCCGAACUAGCCCCCCUGGAUUGGAAUCCAUCUCUUUUGGAGACUGUGGAGCUUAGCCGGAUUCCCAAACUGCCCUCAACCACCCCCACCACAUCUCCUCAUCCCAUACCCACCCGUUCCCUCCUGCCCACCCCUAUUGGCACCUCUGAAGAUCUUUCCACUCACCUGAUGCAUCCUGUCUCAGACCCACACCUUCCCCUUGUCCCCACAACCACUUUGCCCAUGCUGCCCCCGACUGAUGGCAUAAAAGGGGGUGUUGCGGUGUGGGGGGUAAGGGCACUUCCCCCAAGUUUGCCCCCACAGAGCCCCACUCCAAGCGAGGAAGGCACCAUCCGUCCGAAGCGCGAUGACCGCUGGCUCCUGGUCGCCCUGUUGGUGCCAAUCUGUGUCUUUGUGGUCAUCAUGCUGGCCCUGGGCAUCGUCUACUGCACCCGCUGUGGAGCUCAGGCCAAAACGCGCAGCGUCACCCAGUGUUACCGCUGGGUGAUCAGCUCGGCAGGGAAAGGCGCCCCGCCACCCUCGUCCUCCCGGGCGUGCCAACCCGCCACAUGCCGAACCAGCGUCUGAGCCACGUGCCAGCAGUGGGCACGGUGCUCCUUUCUCUCCCGGGACUGCACCAUUUGUGACACAGCUGCUGAUUUUUGGGCAGAAAAGAUGGAGCGCAAAGAAUUCUCUCCCCAUUGAAUGGGGAUCAAACAUGCCAGACUGUAGGGGCUAGAGCUUGCCAAUUCUGGACUGCAUCUCCCAUCAUCCGCUUUCUGACGCUGGCAGGACAAUUCUGGGAGGUGUAGUCCAAGGAAGAGCAGCUUUGCCAGGCUCUGGUUUGACCCCCUUCCACAUCCAUUCACUCCAUAUCUGGGACACGCUGAACCACAGGAGGAUAUGGAGACUUGGAGCCAAAAUAUGAUUCUCUCUAGCCAUCACCAGGACUCUUGCUUGGUUGGGUUCAAAUCCCAGCUUGGCCAUGGAUAUGAACUGGGUAAUCCUGGGCAAGUCGCACGCUCCCAGCCUCAGAGGAUGGCAAUAGCAAACCUUCUCUGAACAAAUCUUGUCCCAGAAUAGGGCCACCAUAGGCCUGAAAUGACUUGAAGACCCAUAAGAAUAAACCAACCACAACUCACUUGGCCAGGGGACCAGAGGACCUUCUCUCUCCCUUUGCUGGGUGGGAUACAGGCCAAAACCAGGGAAUCAUUGCUGGGACGUGUUGCAAGGACAAAGAGACCCUUUGCUGGCACAGAGAACUGUCCUCUCCUGCCAGCUGGGAUGCGCAGUACCGCACACCCCCAAAGGGCCCCAAAACUUGGCCGGGGAUGCCGUGAAGAAAAAGAAGACAGGAGGUGCUUUUUAAACAUACUGCAUCAUCCUUGCUGCUCCGUCCAGCUCAGGAUGAUGGACAUGACUGACCUUGCCAGGUCCAGAAUUGGGGAUUGUUUGUACGCCAAAUACAUCUUCAGCCACCGCUUAAAAAGAGAAAGGUCUCCAGUCCUUACGGUGCCAACAUGAGAGGUUGGUUUGAAAGACACCGCCACCUUCUACCACGCAGCUGAGAAAUACAACUGUAACCCCAGAUGGGGUAGGACUGCAACUCCCAUCAGUCUUAUCCAGCAGAGUUGAGGGAUGCUGGGAGUUCAGAGUCCAACCAUGUCUGGGGAAGGAAAGUGGCAUGAUUCCCCAUCCCUGGUUUAGAUGGUUUCGGAGAUAAAGUGUCUUCCAGUCCCACCUGGAAGUUGGAAGAGACCUCAAGGGUCAUCCAAUCCAACCCGCCAUGCAGGAAGACACAAAGCAGAUGGAGGUGUGGCAGACUCAAACUCAGGACACCCUGCAUGUAAAGUGUGUGCUUGGCAGCCCUUUGUAAUAUUGGAAGUGUAGGACCAGGGUGUUAUUGCCGUUACACCUGGACAUAAAAAAAGCACACAAUGUACACCGAUUUUUCCCCACCUCCGGCCCGCUCUCGCCCAGACCGCAGCUGGCAAAGGUGGCUCUCUGGAAGAUGACUGCUGGAAAAGUGGGCCCACCAAAGCUUGGCCAAGCUUGCCCACUGUCCAGUUGGUCAGUGGCCUUGGAGAGAUGGACUUUCAGACUCCCUUAGGCCUCUUCCUCCUACUCCUCUUCCUCAGGACAAAACUUUGGCACCCUUUUUCUUUUUGCUGGGCGCUUCUAGGACCCCGGCUGGCAUGGGGCCCGGUCCGUGCCUUGAACCCGGCACAGAAAAGGGACUUAUUCCAGACAUCAGGGGUCGGGUGUCCAGUUUUGGAGGCUUUUUUGCUAGUGUGCGAAGCAGAUGGGUGGGUGGGCUUGUCUUUUGUAGUUGUUGCCAAGAGGGAAAGGGGCACUAUAUGGGCACCCAGUGAAGAUGGGGAGGGCUGUGCUGGUCGUGACUGCUGAUGUACUUUUCCUUUGUGGGGGGAUUUUUUUGCCCCCCUUGUGUAUGUGUGUGUGUGUGUAUAUGUGUGAUUUUUGUUCACCUCCAAUAAAAGGGACUGGCACCUCCAACUGGCUGGAAUGAGAAGAGCAUCUUCUAUGUAUGGUGGGAGUAAAGCAUGGGAGAGAAAGGCGUGUGGGGCAACAGAGACAAGGAAAGAAAUUCUUAUUUUGAAGCACUCAUGUGGUUCAGUGGGCCUAAAGACCCCCAAAAGCACCAGAUCCAGUCUGAGCUUGGAAGCUAAGCAGCCAUGGUUUGUAUUUGGAUGGGAGACCGACAUGGAAUACCAGGUACUGUAGGCUAUAUUUUGGAGGAAGGACUAGACAAAACCAGCCAAAGAAAACCCUCUGAAAUGUGUGGGGUCACCACAUGUGGAUAGGUAACUUGAAGGCCCCUAUACGCACAACGCGCAUGAUGUGGCACAAGUUGCACACACACAGCAGUCUCAUAAGGAUACGGAAUAUGAGAGCCUACAUGGCAUAGUGGACCUUGGGCAGGUCACACUCUCUCAG
Sceloporus undulatus (fence lizard) is the source of this 4484-nucleotide messenger RNA. It is a transcript of the gene CD248, whose product is annotated as CD248 molecule. Gene Ontology annotation, cellular component: extracellular matrix; external side of plasma membrane. Gene Ontology annotation, molecular function: extracellular matrix binding; extracellular matrix protein binding; calcium ion binding. Gene Ontology annotation, biological process: cell migration. The transcript has a single exon. Lineage: Eukaryota; Metazoa; Chordata; Lepidosauria; Squamata; Phrynosomatidae. The record is from RefSeq and is a predicted model, not a curated record. Bases 36 to 2117 code for a protein of 693 amino acids.